This is a messenger RNA of Hyalella azteca, 760 nucleotides long. RefSeq lists its product as uncharacterized. The record is from RefSeq and is a predicted model, not a curated record. NCBI's taxonomy places the organism in Eukaryota, Metazoa, Arthropoda, Malacostraca, Amphipoda, Hyalellidae. The transcript has 4 exons. The annotation marks the transcript as partial.
AUGGUGAGGCAUACCCUCAUCCAACCUCACAACCGCUGCUUCCCUCACAACUGCUGCUGCUUCCCUCACAACCGCUGCUUCCCUCACAACAACAACAGCUGCUUCCCUCACAACCGCUGCUUCCCUCACAACAGCUGCUUCCCUCACAACCGCUGCUUCCCUCACAACAGCUGCUUCCCUCACAACUGCUGCUUCCCUCACAACCGCUACCACACAAAGGACAUUAACACAGACCACACAAAGAAGAAGAACGAAGUCAAUAAAUCUAUAGAGCACCACGACGAGGCUGCGUGUACACCUGUUGAGUACACUCAGAGCAAUAGCGGCGGCAACAAUGGCAACAGUGGUAACGGUGGCAGUAAUUGCAACAAUGGCCACAAUGGCAAUGGAGGUAACAGAAACAGCGGCGUGGCAACAAUUUGGAAUAGCUACUGCCUAAACAACGGUGGCAACAAUGGCGACAGUGCCAGAAUCGGCCACAAUGGCAACAUUGGCGCCGUUGGCAGCUGCAUGAAAGACUCCUCACAACACUCCAGACUCCUCAAAACACUCCAGACUCCUCACAACACUCCAGACUCCUCGCUGCACUCCAGACUCCUCACAGCACUCCAGACUACUCACUACACUCCAGACUGCGCACAACACUCCAGACUCCUCACAGCACUCCAGACUCCUCACAACACUCCAGACUCCUCACAGCACUCCAGACUCCUCACAAAACUCCAGACUACUCACAGCACUCCAGACCCCUACAGCACAC